This is a messenger RNA of Manduca sexta (tobacco hornworm), 1777 nucleotides long. RefSeq lists its product as uncharacterized. The record is from RefSeq and is a predicted model, not a curated record. The coding region runs from base 232 to 1605 and encodes 457 amino acids. Lineage: Eukaryota; Metazoa; Arthropoda; Insecta; Lepidoptera; Sphingidae. The transcript has 4 exons.
AAAGACUAGCAACACUAAACUGUAAACCGUUGCGCUUACCUGCUUGUUUGCCAUCUAACAUGUGCAGUAAUGUGCACAAUUCACAACCAAUAUUUCAGCGGUAACUAGGAGUGUUCGAAAGACUUAUGGAGUAAACACCAAAAGGGGGAUCAGGACGUGUCAUUGGAUUUCUCCUUUUAGGAACUUCGUUUCGUGAAGUAAAAUAUACAGUCAAUACAACAACUUUUAACGAUGGCAGAUAAUAUACUCUCUCAAAUGGCAAUGUUUGACUUCAGUGCUCCAAUACAAACCGUAACGAUUUUUGAUGAUGAUAGUGAUGAAGAAAAGUGCUGUUCGUCUUCCAAAAAACAACGUAUCGAUAAGUCUUUAAUAGCAGAAAGUUUCCACCACGAAAUUGAUAUUAUAAAUUCCUCAGAUGAAGAAGUAUAUAUUAAAGAAGAUAUAGAUAUAGAAAAUGAUUGUGUUAUUAAAAAUAAAGAAAAGGACGACAGCGUAACAUCUAAAAAUGUUGAAGAAACUAGUAAAAAUACACAAAAACCCAUUGAUGCAAAAAAAUCUCAACCUAAUGAACAGGAUGUUUUACCAAAGAAUAAAGUACAAAACAAAGAAAGUGUUAAUCUAAAUAAUGUUGAGAAUUUUCAUAUUGACUCACAAAGCACACAUGAUAUAAAUGCAAUACCUGAUGUACAAUACGAACGUAUAUCCCAAAAAUCUAUACCUGAACAAGUAAAUACAGUAACUAGCCUCAAUAACUUCGACCCGACUAACGACAACGAAAUAAUGUCGGCUUACCUUAAAAAAUUAAUAAACAAGGUGUCUGACCACUUGCUUGUGAUUUUAGGAGCAUACCGACACUAUGUUAAUGCGCAUACCACGGGUAAUGCGAUGCUCAUAGAAAAACGCAGGAAACAUUACAUUCAAAUAAAACACCACUUCUUCAAUUUAUCAUCUCUUGUCGUUGAGACUCUGUUUGUCCCACAAGUCCACACACAAUCCAACUUUACAUUUGCUAGAAAUUUUAUAGAAUGUACUAUGAGAAUUGCCAAAGCGAAAUCAAUAGAGUGUUCGUUUGAACAUAUAGAACCGCUUUAUUUCGAAAUGCUUGAAUGGACCAAAGAAAAAUCCAAGUAUUACAACAAUAUAUCUUUAUUUUACUUAACAUCCAAGUUACACAGUACGGUACAAUCGAUUAACAAGAACUUUGAAAUUACAAAACAGAAUGCACAGCAUUUAAAUACGCAGAAUGUAAUUGCAUCUAAAAAUAAAUGUCUUAAUUUUACGACUGGACCACCGAGAGUCGGAGGUGUUUAUACACAAAUUUGUCCCCAUUACCCUACAGUGAGACCAAAUUUAGACUGCAAUACCAAUAAUAUACGAUAUAAUCACGAAAUAACCAAUCAUCCAAACUUCUUCGGGGGUAAUGUUUGCAAUAAUAAUUUGUCGAAUCCUGCUGUCCGAGGAACGUGUUUGCAAAAUGGACAACGUGCGUUUCAAAUCUGUGUCUACUGUCAACAAAUGCAGGGUAACAUGAUGCAACAUGCAGCUUCUACAACGGGCGGAUCACAUACUACUUCAAUGGAUCCUAUUAAUUACAAUGCGGGAUAAAUAUUAUUUAUGUAUACUAAGGAAUAAAAUUUCCACACUGCCAAAGUUACUAAAUAUACCAGUAUACAUAAAGUGGCAACUCUACCGUUAUGAAAAAUAAAGCCUAGAAAUUUAAAAAGUUAUUUACUAUAUUUUUUUUAUUCCAGCUUAAUAAAUUCAUCAUAUUAUUGGU